This is a messenger RNA of Suillus bovinus, 2085 nucleotides long. RefSeq lists its product as uncharacterized. The transcript has 6 exons. The record is from RefSeq and is a predicted model, not a curated record. Gene Ontology annotation, cellular component: mitochondrion. The coding region runs from base 1 to 2085 and encodes 694 amino acids. NCBI's taxonomy places the organism in Eukaryota, Fungi, Basidiomycota, Agaricomycetes, Boletales, Suillaceae.
AUGGGGGAGCGGAUACAUGCCCUUCCCUCGCAAAUGCGACUGCUAGUGCUAUCUCACCGCUUGAGUAUCGUCCGUGGGUCUGGAUUGAGCGUCCGCCAUAGCACCUUCCAGCGACCACAACAUACUGCUCGCUUUCAUUUACAAUCAUUCAAAAGUCCUAAAAACCCACCCACACGGCUAUGGCGCAAUAUUGCAUGGCUUAUCCCUGUGACUGGCGGUGUCGCACUUUACCUCUAUCCUAGCCAACAGCUCCACCUACCUUCCAUAUUUUCCUCGCCGACACUUAUUCCAUGUACAGAAAACGACUUGAACGUACAAGCAAGAGACCCUAUAAUAGGAUCACCAGCGGAACCCCAUAUGCCUAUUCCAUCGCGGAUAUUAUCUCUGUUGCAGGAACACUUGUGGGAACCUCUGUUGACGGCACGAAGAUUCAUUCACCUUUUCUAUCUUUUCAUACCUGUCAUCAUUACCAUGCCUAUGCUGCUUGUUGGGAAGCCUGAACGUCGAUAUAGGGGUGACAAGUGGGGCGCCAUCUGGUGGUACGGAUUUCUUGUCAGGAGAAUGGAGACUGCCGGGCCAACGUUCAUCAAGCUUGGGCAAUGGGCGGCAUCGCGUGCUGAUCUCUUCCCAUCAUUACUUUGCGAGAAAAUGGGAUCCUUGCACUCUCGCGGAAAGCCCCAUUCACUCAUGCACACUAAGCAAGUCAUCGAAAGGGCUUUUGAACGGCCAUUCGAUGAGGUGUUCGAAGUCUACCGGGCAACUCUCAAGCAUGAUCUUAUACCUCCCUCUUACCUUGGGCCGAAACGACAGACUAAAUCACCCGCAGGGUCACUGGCUCCCGUUAUUCUGCAAGAACCUCCGCCUUCAGUACCUACUGCAUCUGUCGCCAUCAAAGUUCUGCAUCCUCGCGUCGCCAAAGACAUUGCGCACGACCUAUCUAUAAUGUCUUUCUUUGCGCGGGUCAUUACCCUUCUCCCUGGUAUGCAAUGGUUAUCACUCCCAGAGGAGGUCAGCGUCUUUGGUGAAAUGAUGCGUCGACAACUCGACCUCAGAAUUGAAGCAGAAAACCUCCUGACAUUUGAAAAUAACUUUGCUUCGAGAAAUGUGCCCGUAUCAUUUCCACGUCCUUUGAAAACGUUUUCGACUGCCGACUUACUUGUCGAGGAAUACGAAAAUGCUCUUCGCAUGGAGUACUUUUUGAAAAAUGGAGGAGGGCCAUUUGAUGAUCAAUUGGCAACCAUCGGAUUGGAUGCUUUCUUGAAAAUGCUACUACUUGACAACUUCGUGCACUCUGAUCUUCAUCCAGGCAACAUCAUGAUCAAAUUCACGAAGCCUCCGACCACCCGUGACCUCCUUAUGAGCAUGUACUCCUCAUCUUUCCCACAAAAGGGCUCUGGCGAGAUUCUCGUCGAGCACCCGCUGGAAUCUGAUGAAAUAGUAACUCGGCUACGCUCACUCAGGCAUUCCCGUGAGGAGUGGCAAAAGGAACUCAGGAUUUCAUCGGAACAGGGCUACGUUCCUGAAAUUGUUUUCAUCGAUGCUGGUCUCGUGACAACGCUUAACGCGGCAAACCGCAAGAACUUCCUCGAUCUUUUCAGGGCUGUUGCUGAGUUUGAUGGCUACCGAGCCGGUCAAUUGAUGGUCGAACGUUGUCGGACUCCCGAACUUGCGAUCGACACCGAAACUUUUGCGCUGAAGAUGCAACACAUUGUUCUGAGCAUCAAACGGAAAACAUUCUCACUUGGGCAGAUCAAGAUUUCGGACAUUUUGACCGAUGUUCUAACGGCCGUGCGGCAGCAUCAUGUCAAGAUGGAGGCGGAUUUCAUCAAUACGGUUAUCUCCAUAUUACUUCUUGAAGGCAUUGGGAGAAAUUUGGAUCCAAGUCUAGAUCUUUUCAAGAGCGCCUUGCCGAUUCUACGACAGCUCGGACGGCAGAUGACAACUCAAGAGUCGAUGACGCAGUUACCCUCAGGAAACUUUGGAGCGUUGUUGAAGGUCUGGAUGUGGGUAGAAGCUCGUCAAAUGGCCUCAGCAGCAUUCAUUGAUGUUGACGAGUUGGUCAAAUAUGAUUUGUUGGUGUUCUGA